Doryrhamphus excisus (bluestripe pipefish) is the source of this 1697-nucleotide messenger RNA. RefSeq names its product HEXIM P-TEFb complex subunit 1 (gene hexim1). Gene Ontology annotation, molecular function: 7SK snRNA binding; cyclin-dependent protein serine/threonine kinase inhibitor activity. The record is from RefSeq and is a predicted model, not a curated record. Gene Ontology annotation, cellular component: nucleus; nucleoplasm; cytoplasm. Lineage: Eukaryota; Metazoa; Chordata; Actinopteri; Syngnathiformes; Syngnathidae. Gene Ontology annotation, biological process: negative regulation of cyclin-dependent protein serine/threonine kinase activity; negative regulation of transcription by RNA polymerase II.
GAGCUGCUUGAGCCGCACACUGGCCACUGUUGUGACGGUGAAACGACGUCUGCAAGCGUCACGUUGACUUUGACAGCGUCGAAACAGUUAGCAGUAGUUAGCGACAGUUGCCCUGUCAAACCAGACGAGGAGUCUCUUUUAUUGACUCUACCUAAGUUUACUUUCAUGUUGACGUUUUUCCAUAACUUUUCACAACAAAUCGUACUUUUAUUUUUUGGAUUGAACUGAAUCAUAGCCUCAGUUUAGCGAACUUUGGCGCUUUUUUUUAAAUUGUAGAAAGUUUAAGAUGCGCUAGGGGAAACCGUGUCGCAAGAGAGGAAUCGCCAAAGAUGACAGAUCCAGCGGAGCAGAGCCAUCACCUGAAAAGUUGUGGCAGGCCAUCAGGUGGGAGCAGCGCCGAAAAGCAUCUCCCUGCCAGCCAGCGUGCAACGCCACACAACGGCACAAGAGGGCGCCAGAGAGGCGAGCAGCAGGACAAGUUGUGGCAUAGUCGAGGCGGGCAGAGGGGGGUGUGCCCCGGCUUGGCUGCCGGAAACGACCGAACCGACUCUCUCCUCGCACCCCAGCCUCAGGGCGAGAACCCCGAAGAUGCAGAAGCGGCUCCACCGCCGCAGGAACCUCCGAACCAAGGCCAGGAGGGGUUGCACGUCGACUCGGACACCGGUCUGGACGCGCGUCUCGGCAGGAAGCGUCACCGACGCCGCGCCGCCAAGAAGAAGCGCCACUGGAAGCCUUACUACAAACUUUCCUGGGAGGAGAGGAAGGCGCUGGAGGAGCGAGAGACGGCCAGGGCGUCCCGCCUGAGGGAGGAGAUGUUCGCCAAGGGGCUCCCGGUGGCCCCCUACAACACCACCCAGUUCCUCAUGGACGAGCACGACCGAGAAGAGCCGGACCUCAACACCGAGACCGGACCCCGGCGCACGGACGACACGGGCAGCGAGGAGGACCUCUUCGAGCACGACGACGACGAGGAUGACGACGGCAGCGGCGGUGGUGGUGGCGGCGGCGGCAGCAGCGACGGCAUCGGCAGGGCCGGCAACGCCGGCGGGGAGUUUCUCCAGCGGGACUUUUCCGAGACCUACGAGAUGUACCACGUCGAGAGCCUGCAGAACAUGACCAAGCAGGAGCUGGUCCAGGAGUACCUGGAGCUGGAGAAGUGCAUGUCCCGUCUGGAGGAGGAGAACAACCGGCUGAGGCGCGCCGUGGAGCCCGGGGGUCUGAGCGUGGAGGGCUCCCUGGUGAGGCUCCGGGAGCUGGAGAGGGAGUUGGAGAGACUGAGGGCCCAAAACACGGAGCUCCUCCUGCAGAGCCGGACCGGGGAGGACCGGGGGCAGGUCACCGGCGACUAGGGACCCCCGUGGAUCAUCGGCCCUUGCCAUGCACUGCAGUAGUUUUUCCUUUUCCGGACGUUCAUUGUCUUACUGAGGAGUUGUAAGUAUUUUGUUUCUGUUUUUGUUUUUGUAAAGACGACAUGGUCUCUUUCAAGUGUCAUUGACAUCCAUUUUCUUUUUCGUUCUUCCUGAAUUGACAAACUGUUUUAUGUUGCAUUUCCUCCAACCUACAAGAAAAAAAAGAGUUAUGACAACACGACAUGAAUCGGGCCAGUUAAAUGUUAACAUUUUACCAGUUGUGUGUUAACAGCCAGUUCAAACUAAAAUAAAUAUUUCCUAAAUUGACUAACUACCUUGUAGUGUGUU